Molecule: messenger RNA, 2685 nt
Organism: Petromyzon marinus (sea lamprey)
Lineage: Eukaryota; Metazoa; Chordata; Hyperoartia; Petromyzontiformes; Petromyzontidae
Gene: C2H10orf67
Product: chromosome 2 C10orf67 homolog
Source: RefSeq, a predicted model, not a curated record
UCCUCCUCCCCCCGGGCUCAGCACGUGACCGAGUUGCCAUGGCGACGAGGCGACGCGGGGCUUCGGCCCUGGGCCAGUGUGCGAGCGCCGUGUGCGAGGGUCGCCAGGACGCGGCGCUCGCUCUGCACGGCCUCUGGCACACGACCGGGACAGCCAGACCUUGCCUGGCAGAGUUCCUAGAGCUCAACCUGUUUGGAGAGAACAAGGCAACGCAGACGGAGGCGAGCGACAUCUGCGCUCUGCAGGAGCUCAGGGCCACUGUUCGCACGCUCACGAUGAGGCUGAGUGAGCUGGAGCAGGAGCUGCAGCUGCAGAAGCGCUUCCUGCGGGCCGAGUACGAGGAGAACAUUCGCGACAAAGCCUCAGAGCUGCACGCGGCGCUCAACCAGAAGCUCAGACAUUUGGAGACGCUGCACGAGGAGAGGCUGAACACUGCCCGGAGGAGUUUCCGACAGCAGCUGGAUGAUGCCCUGGUGCAGCGCGAUGGUGCGCACAAGGACUCGCAUGGGCAACGACAGGCCGAAGGAGGAUGCCCGGCCGGCUCGGACGCGAAGCUUCAGGUGGCGCGGCUGCGGGAGCGUCUGGAGGAGCAGGAGGCACUCGCGAAGCGGCUGACACUGCAGUUGGAGGCUCUGAGGGAGGAAGAGGGAGAUCAGCCCUCGCCCACACCGCCGGUGGACACCACGGAUCUCGAAGAGGCCGCGCGUCUCGCUGAGGAGAACAUGGCGCUGCAGUUGGCCUUGUCGGCCCUGCAGAGCCGCGUAGAGGCAUCUCACAGUGCAUUGCUGGCCAAGGAACAGCAGAGCACGGAGCUCGAAAAUGAGAUAGUUAAAAUUAAAGAGAAGAUGAACAGGCAGUGUUUGACACUGCAAGAGGAGCGCGAUGGACUGAGGGCAGCGCUGGAGAGGGAGCAGGCGCUCCACAGCUCACAGCUGCAGAAGCAGAGAGAGAGCCUGGAGAAGGAAGCCAAGCAGAGGCUGUCGUCGAUGAAGAUGGAGCUGCGGGCCGAGAAGCAGAGGACAGCCGAGGCCGAGGCACUGGCCAAGCGAGAGGCGGCGGAAAAGGAGGCGGUGGAGUCAAAGAAGAGGGAGGUGGAGCGAGAAUCCCUGUCCCUCAAAGAUGCUCACCGGGCUGCCGAAACGGCGCAGGCCAGCGCCGCGGCCAGGGCCUCUGCUAAAAGCAAACGAGAGUCUCCAAGAAGCUGGGAAGGAGGAGCGGAGACGGAAGACCAGAGGGCCCAGAUCACACGCCUCAUGAAGCAGCUGGAGAGGACAAACAAGAUGUGGGAGCAGAAGUUUGCCGUGCUGCAGCAGAGUCUGCAUGCCGUUAAGGACGAGAUGUUUCUGAGGACCUCGCUUCAGCGGCAGGCGGCUAUCUUGCACCAUGCCGCCGUUGGCUACACGCCUUACGUCAGCCAGCAAGUUUCCUCGCCGAGUGGAGGUGGCGGAGGAUGGAAAGGGACCCCUGUUGGUUCGCGUGAUUCACUGUGGGGCUCAGGGCUGUUCUUGGGUACACAGGAAGAGCCAUGCCCCCUCCUGACUCGUCCGCCUGGGUCCCCAGCCACCGCCAAGUAACCCUCACAGUCAUGUCUACGUUCAUCUGGCACGGGGUCUGUGCCUGGUGUUGCAUUGUGCUGGUGUGGACACAUUUAUCGCAACCAUUCACGCUGCAGUUUUACACCUUCCAAACACAAAACUCAACAUCCACUCAAUAGCCAAAGCACAGAACUCAACAUUCGUCGUUUAGCUUCGACCUAGCACCCGCUGUUAUUUACACUUCAGAGAAACAUUAACAACGAUGCCGGGUUUCACGUGACCCUCGUGAUUCAUAAUGGCUGGCUUUAGAACCGCAUGGAGCCAUUCCUUUUAAUCGCUGAGAAUUUCACUGAAUGCAAAGUGGAAGACCUUUGGAGAGAUAAAGAGGGCAGAUCAAACUGAAAACCUGCAGGAGCAUUGUAUCCACUUCAAGUGAGACAUACUUGAGUAAAUUACUUUUCAAAUGUCCUUUACCUUUGUCCCAUUGUGCAGAAACUGGGACCUAAUUCAAGUGCCGGCAGGAGAUUUCUGCCAAAUUAGCAUUUAGCCAUUGUCCCCCCAAAUAUUGGCAGAAAGUAGUCUUUAGCCAUCAUGAUAAUUAGUAUAGGCCUCUUAUCUGGUUAACUGGACAUCUGAACUUGUGAGUUAUAUUUCAUUAUGUGAAUCUGAGACCGCCAGCCCUUUUAACUUAUUUCCACAAUCAACGAAUUAUUUCUGGGCGAUACGGGCCAAAUGCAUGUGAUGACUACCAAUCUUGUGUUUGUUGAUUAUGGAUGAUACAAUUCCUCGUGCUUUUUUCGUGUAAGGGGCUGCAACCUGUUAAUAUUGACUCAGCUGCAUGAGUCAGCGUCGUGUCUCGAGCCUUCCACGUCAACGCGUUCUCCCCCUUUCAGUUGUAAAUUCAGUUGGAGGAUUUUACCAACAGUCUCACUUCAAAACCCACGCUGUCUCGUUCGUCUGAUCCGAGUGACAUGUUUUUCUGUAUUCGAAAGUGGCCAUGGUGUAAUCCUAGCCUCCAAGGGCAUGUGUACAUACAGUGAGGGAAAAAAGUAUUUGAUCCCCUGCUGAUUUUGUACGUUUGCCCACUGACAAAGAAAUUAUCAGUCUAUAAUUUUAAUGGUAGGUCUAUUUGAACAGUAAGAGAGAGAAU